Molecule: messenger RNA, 2810 nt
Organism: Somion occarium
Lineage: Eukaryota; Fungi; Basidiomycota; Agaricomycetes; Polyporales; Cerrenaceae
Source: the annotation of a GenBank genome assembly
GUGAAUGCAUUGCGCACGCCAGCCUUUCAAAAUUACAGCUUGCAACGCUAGAGGAAUAUAGUACAACAUUCGAAGAUCUCGUGACAGGGAAUCUAAAGGCCAGUUUCUCUUCUGAUGUAUAUGGCUAUUCACCAAUCAGUUAUUCACUGCUUGCUGAACAUACUGCACAAUUUCAAGCUUGCGCAGUAUUCAUCAGACGAGAUAUCCUCAGGCACCGCGGUGCCAGCUCUGUCUACUCUGCCUCGGCGAGACUAGCAUGUUCAGGUCCUCUCAAUAUUUCGGUUCCCUCAGCAGAGCAAUACCAGGGUUCUGAUGCGAUGAAUCUCUAUUUUGAGAGACGUAAACACUUCAUAUGCCAAAGUCAGAUUCUGCCAGUGCACAAUUGCCUGCCUCGCCUUGCACUUGAUAUAGUGCGAAUCUGUUCUCAAGCCGUCUUCGACGAGUUGCGAAAGAUAGUCACCGAAUAUAUCAUCCGGAUGAUAUAUUUUGUUAUCGAGGUGGCUACCUACUGCAUAUUGCGCUGUCUAUGGAAACUAUGCUUUAUGUGCUUGCUCGUCAUUCUACUCAACAUAUUGUCUGGCCCCAAAUCGAACUCCUGCUAGGUUGAAGCUUUCAAUGUACACCUUUGUCAAGUAUGACGGAAGGAAAAGCACGAUCCUAAUAUAGACCCAACAACGCAGGUUCGAGUUCCCAUCUGAACGGCAUCGCGGCUCCCAGCUUUGCUCUCUUCUUCUCUUGUUCAUCUGUUCUGGCAAGCUUUGUAUCUCAUGAUGCUCACCGUUAAUCUCACACGCCUCAAUGAGGACGUCCGCCAUCCACGGUGUUAGUUAAGUUCAGGUUACGGAGAUCAGGAAUGGACGUUUCCCGCUUGACUUGGAAAUAGUUGGCACCUACAGAGAGCUGACCGGAGCCCUAAAUGCUUGUAGCCGUUGAGGAAGUUGCAAAUAAGUCAUUUGACUACGUUGUGAUCGGCGGUGGUAAUGCAGGAUUACCUCUUGCAGUCAGACUCAGCGAAGAUCCAACGGUCUCCGUUCUCUUGCUCGAAGCUGGGGAUGCCAACCUAAAUCAUGUUGAGAUUUUAAGACCCGGAUCGUUCAUCCGACAUUUCUUUGGGAAAGAAUAUGUCUAUCCCUACAUGACGAACAAACAAUUAUUCCUCAACAAUAGUGUUCGACCUUGGUUUCGAGGCAAGGGCUUAGGCGGGUCGGCUGCAGUCAAUUUUCAACUGUGGAUGAGGCCUCCUGCCGAAGAAGUCAAUGAUCUUGAACGGCUCGGAAAUGCUGGAUGGAACUGGGAUGAUUUCCAGAGAUUGAUUCGUAAAGUCGAAAGGUUCUACCCCCCGACGACGGAGGUACAACAGAGACUAAACUCGGACUGUAACAAUUGGAAUCUUGGUUCCGAUGGCCCAUUAGCGAUCGCUCACCCUGCAACAAUUCCCGAUGUAGACCUCAAGCUCCAACAAACGGUUCUGAACUCUGGCAUUGAAUUGGCAUGCAAUCCCCUUGGCGGAGACCCUACAGGAACGUUCUUCGCUCCAUGCACCUAUGACCCGACGACCCAUACUCGAGCUUAUCCAACUACGGCUUACUACCUACCAAACAAGGAGCGUUUGAAUCUGAAAGUUCUCGUCUUUGCUCGGGGAAAUCGUCUUAUUACUACGAAGGAGCUUGAUGGAAGCAUAGUCGCCACUGCUGUCGAACUCGACCAUGGCGGCCAAAUCUAUACGGUUAACGUCACACGAGAAGUUGUCUUAUCUUCUGGAACUCUCAAAUCACCUCAUAUUCUCGAGCUCUCAGGUAUUGGGCGGAAAGACGUGCUGGAAAAGAUUCACGUGCCGCUUAAACUGGAACUCCCAGGGCUAGGAGAGAAUGUACAGGAGCAUUUACUCAUCGCGAUUAGCUAUGAAAUACGUGAUGACGUGCAGUUUGACACCAUUGACCUACUUCGCGACUACCCAGAACUCGUCGAGAAACAUGCUGAACUUCGAACAUCUGGUGAAGGCAUUUUCACCAUGGGCCUGACAAACGCCACCUUCGCUUCAGUUGAUACAAUUUCCUCGAAGGCUAGGGCUAUCAUUCAAGGCGCCAGAGAUGCGAUACUGGCGAAGAUAGAAUCAUACUCGUCUGCAUUGCAAGAGCAGUACAAGAUUCAGUUGGAACGUCUGGAAAACGGCGCACCUAGCUGUGAGAUCGUCAGUUUCCCUGGUUUAUCAACUAUGUACAAUCCUCCAAAGUUCGGGAAAAGAUAUCUCACAUUAGCUGUUGGACUAAAUCACCCUUUCUCGCGUGGAACAAUUCACUCCCUCUCUUCAGAUCCAGCAGUCGAUCCCGAGUUUGACCCACAUUAUCUUGAUCAUGACAUUGAUCUUCAUAUUAUGACUGAACUUGUCAAGUUCACAAGAGGCUUAUCACGUAUAUCGCCUUUAAAGGAUGUUAUUGCCAAGGAGCAUAACCCUGGUCAGGGUGUCCAGACUGACGAGGAAAUCAGAGAGUGGAUCAGGGAUAGGUGUAGCUCGUUCUGGCAUACUGCCGGAUCAUGUUCGAUGUUACCUCAAGCGUCCGAUGGUGUGGUUGACGAAAAGCUCAAGGUCCAUGGCACUACUAAUAUUCGGGUGGCAGAUCUUUCGAUACUGCCACUUCACUUUGUUGGCCAUCCGUCUUCUUUCGUGUACUACAUAGCAGAGAAGGGAGCCGAGAUCAUCAAAGCAACAAGGUCUGAUGAGCAAGUAAAAGAUUUGUAGAUUUUCUUUCGUACGUAUGGAUGAUAACUGCUCGGUCCAAUAAUGACGUUGGCGAUGCCUUCUAUCUGCC